Molecule: messenger RNA, 4074 nt
Organism: Triticum turgidum subsp. durum (durum wheat)
Lineage: Eukaryota; Viridiplantae; Streptophyta; Magnoliopsida; Poales; Poaceae
Source: the annotation of a GenBank genome assembly
AUGGCGAGCAAGUUACAACAUAUGAGUGUGAUACCAAGGGAAUUUACCCUCCAAUAUCUGGAACAGAUUACAGAUAACUUCUCCGAGGGCCACAUAAUUGGUCGUGGUGAGCAUGGAGUAGUUUACAAGGGAGUGCUGGAUAAUGGGGAAGAGAUUGCUCUGAAGAAGUUAUAUCAUAUGCCAGAGCUUGAUGACACACAAUUCAGGAAUGAGUUAAAUAACCUUGUGAGAGCCCGGCAUCAAAAUAUUAUCCGGUUGAUUGGUUACUGUUGUAAUAUUGGGCAUAAACGUGUUAAACACGAUGAUGAAUAUACCUCUGCAGUAGUGGAAGAGAGAUUUCUCUGCUUCGAAUACUUGCAGGGCGGAAGCUUGGACAAGUAUAUUUCUGAUGAAUCAUGUGCACUUGAUUGGCUCACAUGUUUCAAAAUCAUUAAGGGGGUAUGUGAAGGUUUGAAUUACCUUCAUAAUGGAACCAAUGAUCAUAUAUUCCAUCUGGAUCUAAAACCUAGCAAUAUAUUGCUAGACAAGAAUAUGAUGCCCAAAAUAGGAGAUUUUGGUUACUCGCGACUCUUCCCUUCAGCACAGACAUAUGUCACAACUGAAGCUACAGAACAGACACGGGGAUACAAGCCACCAGAAUACAUCAAUAAAGGAGAAACUACAUCAAAAUUUGACAUAUUCAGUUUGGGCGUUAUAAUAAUAGAAAUAAUAGCAAGGUUUAUUGGCUAUUCUCGCCGCUCAGACAUGCCUUUUCAAGAUCUUUUUGAUUUCGUACAUCUAAACUGGAAGAACAAGUUGGUGGCAAUGACGUCGUGUGAUACAUCACGACAAGUUAGGGUAUGCUUAGAAAUGGCGUUAAGAUGUUCGGAGGACGACCAAAUGAAAAGACCUCCUAUAGCCGAGAUUGUCAAGGAGCUGAAUAAAUUAAACACUGCCGAAAGUUCUUUUACAGGCGAGGCGGAGAUGGAGGACCGGGGCUCUGAAUGGCUUCAUGCAGCGAUGGAGCUUCCUGUUUCCGCUUCGCUCGGCCCUAUAGGAUCCCUGUUCCGGAAACUCCAUUCAUUUAAGGCUACCAAGGAAAUUCUGCCAGCGGGGGUUAAUGAAGGUGAGAUCCACAGUCUCAAAAAAGAGCUCAAGGAAUUAUGCAUCUCGCUCAUGGGUCUGUCAGAGGCCAAUGACACCAGCUUAACGGCCAAGUACUGGAUGAAGGAGGUGCGUGAAGUCUGUUAUGAUACAGAGAAUUACUUUGACAAGCUUAUAAUGCAGCCCAGUAAUGGCAGUAAUGUGCGUUGGAUUCACAAACUGCUGAAAAGACGGCCCCAGAUUGCAAUUGAUUUCUCAACAUUAGUGGCUCGUGUGGCCGAUGCCCGUGAAAGACGUGGACGACUCGUCAAAUGGAACACAAAUAAUGAAAACAUCGAACAAGAAAGUGGACAAGCUUGUACCACUCCAGCCGUUGCUAGUUCCUCCACAUUGUCUCUCCAAACGCCGGUACUGGUUGCCUGUGUCAGGAGGCCCGAGCUGACCCUCAAACUGUCGGUGCCAGCUGCUGCACACAUGGACAAUCUCGUCAACCUCCUGGCAUUCGACGACCAAAAACAGAAACGACUCAAGGUAGUAUCUAUUUUUGGGUUUGCGGGUGUUGGAAAGACAACAGUUACCAGGACCUUAUAUCGUAAGUUUGGAGGAAAAUUUGACUGUCGGGCUUUUCUACGGAUGUCUCGGCAGCCGGAUAUAAGGAGGCUUCUCACCAGCAUGCUCUCCCAAAUCAAGGCACCUCCGGCCCACGCCUAUGCUGAUGUGCAAGUGCUCGUUGCCAAUAUCAGGACACAUCUAGAACACAAAAGGUACUUCCUAAUAAUUGAUGAGUUAUGGACUCCAUCUGUAUGGAACACUAUUAGGCGUGCUUUUCCUGAUGGCAACUGUUGCAGCAGAGUCAUAACCACCACACAAAAUGAGGAUGCGGCUUUGGCCUGCUGUAGCUAUCAGUCAAAGUACAUAUUUGAAAUGACAUCAGUUAGUGGUUAUCAAUCAGCAGAAUUAUCAUCCACUGGAGUCUCUGACUCGGGGUGUGCUUCUCGUCAAGAUUUUGAAGAACUUUCUUAUGGGGUUAUCAUGACAUCCGGUGGCUUACCGUUAGCAAGUGUUAACACCGGCAGUAUAACUGAACCAAACCUCGUAAAGGAGCAAUGGGAGCAGAUACAAGAUUCUCUGUCCUCUACUUUGAGUGCAAACCCUACUUGUGAAGUGAUCGAAGAAGUCCUAAACCUUAUUUACAAUAGUCUUCCACGUCACUUGAAGACAUGCUUGCUCUAUCUUAAUAUGUAUCCAGAGGGAUACACGAUCUGGAAGUAUGUUCUUGUAGGCCAGUGGAUUGCAGAAGGUUUCAUUGGGGUCACUCGAAGAAAAAAAGGUUUUGUGGGUGCAGUAAAACAGCAAGACAAAGAGGAAGAUGAAGUAGAAGAACAAGUUAGUGUUGCUCAGGGUUAUUUCAUUGAGCUUGCUCGUAGAGGAAUGAUCCAAGCUGUAGACACCAAUGAUGAAGGUGAAGUAUUAUCAUGUACAGUCCACCACAUGGUAUUGGAUCUUAUUAGGCGCAAAUCCAUGGAGGAUAACUUCGUCACUACUGUGGACAAAUUUCCAUCAGCUCUAGUCCUUCCUGACAUGGUUCGUCGACUGUCCAUCCAGUUUGGAGAUGCAAAAGCUGCAAAGAUACCAGAAAACAUGUUUUUGUCCCAAGUUCUAUCACUUUUAUACUUUGGAUCUUUUGAAUGUGCACCUUCCACUGGGGAUUAUGUGUUUCUUCAAGUUCUGAAUCUUCAUAUCUGGGCAGAUCAAGAAAAGACUUUUGACCUUACUACAAUAUCAAAACUAUGCUGGUUAAAACAUUUUAAGGUCGAAUGUAAUACCACCGUCAACCUUCCAGCCAAGGUUCAGAUGCUUCAAAACUUAGGAACACUGGAAGUGGAUGCUCCGCUAUCUGUUGUUCCAUCGGAUAUUUUUGCUUUGAAGAGUCUGUUGCACCUAUGCCUUCCAAGCCAGGUUACUCUGCCUGAUGGGAUUGUACACAUGACAUCACUUCGCCGCCUAGGGGAUUUUAGCCUCAACACUAACUCAACCGACAAUGUGCUGGGACUAGGCAAGCUUAUUAAUCUAUGGGAUCUUCGGCUGACAUGUUCCACAGUAAAACCUGGGGGUCUGAUUGGGAACAUGAAGCAUUUUGGCUCAAUUCUAGGGGAUUUCGAGCAACUCAAGUCUCUAAUUAUUGACUCUGAAACUCCGAAUGUGGGUAUUUCUUGUGACUGCCUAAGCAGUGUUUCCUGUGGUCCGGUCCUUCUUGAAAGAGUUGAGUUCCCACGGAAUUUCAUCUUUCCAAGCCUUCCCAAGUGGUUCGGAGAUUUGGAGAAACUCUGCAUUUUGAAGGUAACUGUUAGGGAGACAUCGACGGAAGAUAUUAAUAUCCUUAAAGGGUUGAAUGCCCUCACUUCUCUCUCAAUCUAUGUAUCCAUCACACCAAAAGCAAGGAUCGUCUUUGACAAGGAGGGGUUCACAGUUCUCAAGUAUUUCAAGUUCACGUCUGCUGCACUAUGUCUGACCUUUGAUUUAGGAGCAAUGCCAAAGAUCAAAAGGCUUAAGCUAAGGUUCGAUGCUAAUAAAUUUGAGCAAAGUGACAUUCGACAAGCCAGCAUCGACAACUUGUUAGGCCUUAAAGAGGUUUCUGCAAAAAUUGGAAUCCUCGGUACUAUUGAAUCGGGAACCAAAGUUGCCUUAUUGAUGGCCAUCUUCGGAACACAUCCAAGUAGACCAAUCAUCAAUGUGCAAUCGGUGGAUAGGACAUUUGGUGGAAAGAGCAAUGUGCGUCUAAGCACCAUGUUAUUUGAUACCCGGUCUAUUGUGGCACCAGACAUCUCUUCUCCUAUGCAAAUUUUAGGGGAAGUCACAGAAAAUGAGACAAAAACAGAGUCUACACUAGAGGCUACAUUUAGCAAGCUAGAAGGAGAACACAUUAUUACUUUAGAGAUCUCAGAGGAAGUCUCUGAUGAACAUCAUGGAAUUCAAGUAAAGGAUUCCUAG